CCCCCCCCCGGGUCUCUGUCUACUCUCUCUCUCUCUUCAGAGGUCAAGAAACCCCAAAAUCGCAAAACCCUAGGAAAGAAACAGAGCCCUGGAAAAGAGGGAGGAAGAGAGAGAUGGGUUUAUCAGUAGUUGAUUGUAGAGCAGGAACUCUGGUGUGGGUCCAGAGGAAGAAUGGGACAUGGUGGCCUGGCAGGGUAGUUGAAAUCAGUGAGCUCUCGCCUUCUCUUCCUAUUAACAGAACAGCCACCACCCCCAUCAAGCUCCUCGGCCGAGAAGAUUCCAGUGUGGACUGGUACAAUGCAGAGAAAUCUAAGCGCAUCAAGGCAUUUCGAUGUGGUGAGUUUGAUGAUUGUAUUACAAAAGCUGAGUCGUCCCAGGUCAGUUCCCCAAAGAAAAUUGGCAAAAAUGCACGCCGGGAAGUUGCUAUUCUCGAUGCUCUUGAGCUGGAAAAGCUAGAAAUGCAGAAAAAACAUCAAGCAGCAGGAAAGGAGCAGGCAGGAAUUAUAUGCCAAGGAAAGAGAAGCCGGCGUGUUUACUUGCCAGCUGAGUCAGAGAAUUGCUGGAAGAAAACAGAUAUCUGUCCCAAAGUGUUGAAGGUCUCAUCCUCCACGUUUGAAGUGCAUGAAUGUCCUAAGCAAUCUGGUUCAGCUGAAGUCAACAUCUCUUCCAGAGCAAUGGAAUCUGAACCAUCCGAAAAUGAUUCUAGGGGUCCAGACAGAGUUCAAAGGGAUACUCAACUUUCAGGUAAAUUUGGCUUGCAACCUGGAAACAUCAAUGGGACGGGGAAUCAUGAAGUCAAGCGCUUGUCCUGUGGAGUACAAAAACGGGAGCUGAAAGGAAAAGAAAACAUUAGCAAUCUAACCAGAAGGCAUGGAGAUGUGAUUGAUAUCAAGAGCGUCAAACUCAAAAAAGAGAUGGCUAAUAAACCGUGUCAGUCACCUCAUAGUAGGAGUUACUUGGAAGAACCAGGCUUCCAAUUUGCUGAUACAGUACAUAGCCAAUUUUAUAACAUGAUGCAAAUGACCUUAACUGACGUGGAGUUGAAAAUCCAAGCAAGUUAUCGACAAGAACAUGUCCCUCUGGUUUCUCUCAUGAGUAGAUUAAAUGGGAAAUCAAUUAUUGGGCCCUGGUUGAUGUUGAAGCAUCAGAUGAAGGUUCCUUAGAGAUCCUGCCUGGUAGAAAUCACGAAACUAGCCGCAAGUUUAGUAAUAACGGGAGUGCCACGCUUCAGUCAGCUUGGAGGACUUCUAGAAGGACUCCUGUUUGUUAUGUCCCCCAAGAUGAUCAAAAUCCAGGUAAUUUAGGUCUUAAGGCAAGGGAGAGACGUCUGCCGCCGAAAAAGUUUCUGGUGAAAGUGCUGAAGAAACCUAGCUUGUCUAACCAGAAAUCAAGAACACUCUCUUCAUUUGACAGCGAACAGGGAAAAGACAGUAUGGCUAUGGCUAACAGAGUGACGCGUGUCCCCGUAAAACAUAUUUUCAGUAAGUUACUGGUGGCGGUUGGCGGUGUGUGAUAAUGAGCAGCAACUCAUGGAGUUUUGUUACUUGAUGCUGUACAGAAGAAAAGCCUGUAUAGCUUACUAAUUACAUGGUUGUAGAAAAUUCUAUUUAUCUUUUACUUAACAAUUUCUGAACCACAAAAUCAGUUUAAAGGGUAGGUUAUGCAAAUGUAAGUACAGAAACAGCAGGGGUAUCUCCCAGUAGCUUUUGUUGUCCCCUGCAGUUAGAUUUGAGGGAAUUGGAGUAGAUUGGAUUGUGUGGAUGCAUAUUGAUGUUCCUUGAAAGUAGGGGUGGGCAAACAGGUAUUUCGUGUUAUUU
Messenger RNA from Rhododendron vialii, 1817 nucleotides. RefSeq lists its product as uncharacterized. Bases 114 to 1163 code for a protein of 349 amino acids. The transcript has 4 exons. Lineage: Eukaryota; Viridiplantae; Streptophyta; Magnoliopsida; Ericales; Ericaceae. The record is from RefSeq and is a predicted model, not a curated record.